AUGAUUCUUGUCACCCAAUUGUUUGGGUGCCCCAACAAUUGGGUGACCAGACCACGCUUUGGUGGACUGGGGAUUGGCAAGGCCAAGGACUGCCCUGGCUGGCAGUUGGAUCAACCGGCACUUGACAACCUGCAGGUGCGCAACUGAAUGUUCCCGUACCAAGUGGCAAUCUUUGUUGAAAUCUUGGGUUACCAAAUAUUCGACUGCGGAGGCAUCAUCAUAAACGAAAAUUUCUUUCUCACUCCAGCUCAUUGUUGCGAUGAUUUUCAGACGAGGACUGUGAAGAUUCAAGCUGGCAGUACACGUCUUGAAGACCCUGAUGCAGUUUAUAUUCCCGUUGCAGAAACCAGGUCUCAUCCUUUAUACGUAGGAGGAGAAGGAAAUAGUUCUUGUCAUGACAUUUGUGUGGUUAAACUGGCGGAAUCGAUUCCGAUGGGCAAUCCGAAUAUCGCAAUCGCCAAUUUCCCUACAUCUUCUGACACUAAUUAUGAUGGCGAGAUAGCAGUUGUAUCUGGAUGGGGUCUGCAUGAUAAUUAUUCAGAAACAAUAUCGCAAGAUCUACAAUAUGCGAGUAUUCCACUGCUUUCGUCUCAAACUUGUCGCCAACUCUUCAAUGCAGAAUCUGAGUUGUUUUGUGAGAAGGACAUAUGUACUGGCGACCAGGUGGGAAGCAAUGCUCCUACUGUUUGCGUGGGAGAUUCUGGAGGUCCUCUAACUUUGGAAGACACAGUGAUUGGAAUUGUGAGCCGAAACGAUGGGCCAAUGUGCAUGGGUGGCACUCCAGCAAUUUACACAGACAUCUCCAAAUACAUGGAAUGGGUACAUGAAACUGCAAAAAGAGAAGGACCACCAGUCCGCGUAUCCGGUCAGCCGCCAGACAUUCAAUUCACGGUUGCGCACCCGCCAGCCGUCAAACGCCGGUCCCUCCAAUUGCCAGCCAGGGCAGUGCUUGGUCUCUCCAAUCCCCAGCCCACCAAACCGCGGUCCGGUCACCUGAUUGUUGGGGCACCCCAACAAUUGGGUGACUAG
Messenger RNA from Notodromas monacha, 1029 nucleotides. The record is from the annotation of a GenBank genome assembly. NCBI's taxonomy places the organism in Eukaryota, Metazoa, Arthropoda, Ostracoda, Podocopida, Cyprididae.